Balaenoptera musculus (blue whale) is the source of this 1361-nucleotide messenger RNA. RefSeq names its product ubiquitin C-terminal hydrolase L1 (gene UCHL1). Gene Ontology annotation, molecular function: cysteine-type deubiquitinase activity. The coding region runs from base 353 to 1024 and encodes 223 amino acids. Gene Ontology annotation, biological process: ubiquitin-dependent protein catabolic process; protein deubiquitination. The record is from RefSeq and is a predicted model, not a curated record. The transcript is spliced from 11 exons. NCBI's taxonomy places the organism in Eukaryota, Metazoa, Chordata, Mammalia, Artiodactyla, Balaenopteridae. Gene Ontology annotation, cellular component: cytoplasm.
CUAGUGUCAGCAAUCCUGGAGCUGAAGAGGAAUCAGCAAAGGUGACAGAAAAGGAGUGUCGGGAGAGUGGAAAUCCCAGAAGAGUGCUUCAGAGACGCUAAGCUUUCAGGUAACUGGGAUGGUCGAAAGUGUGGGUUUCCAGAAACUUCGCAAAAAAUCAGGCUCCAUCAGAAGGACUGCUCCACACGCUCAAGGAACACCCACCAACAAAACCCAUCUCCACAACCACCAGAUUAUCUCACCAGCAACACCCAUAGUGCGUCAGGCCGGUGCUUUAUAGCUGCAGCCUGGGCGGCUCCGCUCUCCGUUUUUCCUCUUCUCUGGGUUGUGCUUCCUGCCGUUGUUCGCGAAGAUGCAGCUCAAGCCGAUGGAGAUUAACCCGGAGAUGCUGAACAAAGUGCUGGCCCGGCUGGGGGUCGCUGGCCAGUGGCGCUUCGAGGACGUGCUGGGACUGGAAGAGGAGUCUCUGGGCUCGGUGCCGGCGCCUGCCUGCGCGCUGCUGCUGCUCUUUCCUCUCACGGCCCAGCAUGAGAACUUCAGGAAAAAACAGAUUGAAGAGCUGAAGGGACAAGAAGUAAGUCCUAAGGUGUACUUCAUGAAGCAGACCAUUGGCAACUCCUGUGGAACCAUCGGACUCAUUCAUGCAGUGGCCAAUAAUCAGGACAAACUGGAGUUCGAGGAUGGGUCAGUUCUGAAACAGUUUCUUUCUGAAACAGAGAAGUUGUCCCCUGAAGACAGAGCAAAAUGCUUUGAAAAGAAUGAGGCCAUCCAGGCAGCCCAUGAUGCCGUGGCACAGGAAGGCCAAUGUCGGGUAGAUGACAAAGUGAACUUUCAUUUUAUUCUGUUUAACAACGUGGAUGGCCACCUCUAUGAACUUGAUGGACGGAUGCCUUUCCCGGUGAACCAUGGCACCAGUUCAGAGGACUCACUGCUGCAGGACGCUGCCAAGGUCUGCAGAGAAUUCACCGAGCGUGAGCAAGGGGAGGUCCGCUUCUCCGCCGUGGCCCUCUGCAAGGCAGCCUAAUGCCUCGUGGCGGGGGCACUUCGCUUUCUCCCUCCUUCCCUUCAUCGUGAAAGUAUAUCCCUACCUAUGUGGUCUAAGUGCUUCAGUACUUGUAGAGCACAGCUGUUCUCCUUCGGUUCCGCAGAUGCGCACUUACUUACCCGCAACUUCACCCACACACUAGCAGAGCUCCAUCGAGCAAGUUUGGUGUCACCCUCUGAUGGCAAAGCGUUCCCCUCAUUGUAUGUCUUAUACCUCAAUAUCUAAUGCUUUAAUGGCUACUUUGGUUUGUGUCUGUAAGCUAAGGCCUUGGAUGUGGUUUGUCCUUAAAAGGAAUAAAAUUUUUCUGCUGAUAAGA